Molecule: messenger RNA, 2376 nt
Organism: Aspergillus heteromorphus CBS 117.55
Lineage: Eukaryota; Fungi; Ascomycota; Eurotiomycetes; Eurotiales; Aspergillaceae
Product: bifunctional SDR family oxidoreductase/M16 family metallopeptidase
Exons: 6
Coding region: 1-2376 (791 amino acids)
Cellular component (GO): mitochondrion
Molecular function (GO): metalloendopeptidase activity; metal ion binding
Source: RefSeq, a predicted model, not a curated record
AUGUCGAUAAUCAUCACCGGAGCAAGCGGCUACGUGGGCCAGGAACUGGCAGCUGCCCUCCUGGCUAGUCUCCCAGAUGCAAGAGUAACGCUCACAGACGUCGUUCGUCCCGAGGUCCCCAAAUCCGCCGCCCAGCAUGCAUCACGGACAACCUGCAUCGAAGCCGACCUCACUUCCCCCAAGGUUGUGGCAGAACUCUUCACCGAUUCCCACCGUUUCGAUACCGUUUACCUCCUACACGGAAUCAUGUCCAGCGGCUCCGAAGCCAACUUCGAGCUGGGCAUGCGCGUCAACCUCGACGCAACCCGUUCCAUCCUCGACCGGCUCCGCAGCGUCAAUGCCGGCGUGAAAGUUGUCUUCACCUCCAGUCUAGCAGUGUACGGCGUCGCACCCCCAGGAUUAGUCAUCAACGAGACCAAUUUCCCCGCCGUGCCAUCCUCAUCGUACGGAUCACAGAAGCUGAUCAUCGAGACGUUGCUGAAUGAUUACUCGCGCCGGGGAUUCCUGGACGGACGCGCGGUUCGUGUCCCCACGGUGACGGUUCGGGCGGGAAAGCCCACGCAGGCGGCCAGUAGCUUCGCGAGUGAUAUUAUCCGGGAGCCGUUCUUGGGGAAGAAGGCCGUUUUGCCGAUUAGUCAGGAUACGGAGAUGUGGAUUUGCUCGCCGAGAACGGUGGUGAGGAAUCUGCUGCGCGCGAGGGAGAUACCGAAGGAGGCGUUUGGAGACUCGCGGGCGGUCAUCUUGCCUGGGUUGAAGGUGAGUAUUCGGGAGAUGUUGCAGGCGUUGGAGGAGAUUGGGGGGCCGGAGACACGGGCGUUGGUCGAGGAGAGGUAUGAUGCGGAUGUGGAUCGCAUUGUGCAGACGUGGACGCCGGAUUUCGAUCCGGCGCGGGCAUUGAGGCUGGGGUUUGAGGAGGAUAUGUCAAUGCGGGAGAAUAUUCGGCAGUAUGUGAGUGGACUUGACCUGAACAAUGCUCUGCGGAGCAAGGCCGCCCUGAAGGCCAUCCAGCCCGUCAAGCGUGGCUUCGCUUCCCCCGUCACCCUGCCUUCCACUACCCAGUCCACGACUCUCUCCAACGGCUUCACGAUCGCCACUGAGCACUCCCCAUGGGCUCAGACCUCGACCGUCGGCGUGUGGAUCGAUGCUGGUAGCCGGGCAGAGACUGACAAGACCAACGGAACCGCGCACUUCCUGGAGCACCUUGCUUUCAAGGGCACCAACAAGCGUUCCCAGCACCAAUUGGAGCUCGAGAUUGAGAACAUGGGCGCUCACCUGAACGCCUACACAUCGCGCGAGAACACCGUCUACUACGCCAAGUCCUUCAACAACGACGUUCCCAAGGCCGUCGACAUUCUCGCCGAUAUCCUUCAGAACUCCAAGCUGGAGGCCUCUGCCAUCGAGCGUGAGCGCGACGUCAUCCUCCGUGAGCAGGAGGAGGUCGACAAGCAGCUCGAGGAGGUUGUGUUCGAUCACCUCCACGCCACUGCCUACCAGGGCCAGCCCCUCGGCCGCACCAUCCUCGGUCCCAAGGAGAACAUCCAGACCAUCUCCCGCGACAACCUGACCGAAUACAUCAAGACCAACUACACCGCCGACCGCAUGGUCCUUGUCGGUGCCGGUGGCAUCCCCCACGAGCAGCUCGUGAGACUCGCUGAGGAGCACUUCGGUGGUCUCCCCAGCAAGCCCCCUACCUCCGCCGCCCUGGCUCUCACCGCCGAGCAGAAGCGUAUCCCCGAGUUCAUCGGCUCCGAGGUCCGUAUCCGUGACGACACCCUGCCCACUGCCCACAUUGCCCUUGCCGUCGAGGGUGUCAGCUGGAAGGAUGACGACUACUUCACUGCCCUCGUCACCCAGGCCAUUGUCGGCAACUGGGACCGUGCCAUGGGCAACUCCUCCUACAUGGGCAGCAAGCUCAGCUCCUUCGUUGAGCACCACGGCCUUGCCAACAGCUUCAUGAGCUUCUCCACCAGCUACAGCGACACUGGUCUCUGGGGUAUCUACCUCACCUCCGAGAACACCACUCGCCUUGAUGACCUGAUCCACUUCACCCUCCGUGAGUGGUCUCGUCUGUGCUUCAGCGUGACCCCCGCCGAGGUUGAGCGCGCCAAGGCCCAGCUCAAGGCCUCCAUCCUCCUCUCCCUGGACGGCACCACCGCUGUUGCCGAGGACAUUGGUCGCCAGAUCAUCACCACCGGCCGCCGCUUCAGCCCCGAAGACAUCGAGCGCACGAUCAGCCAGAUCACCGAGAAGAACGUCAUGGACUUUGCCUCCCGCAAGCUGUGGGAUCAGGACAUUGCCAUGAGCGCUGUCGGUUCCAUCGAGGGCGUCCUCGACUACAACCGUAUCCGCGCUGAUAUGAGCCGGAACUCUCUGUAA